Molecule: messenger RNA, 2840 nt
Organism: Exophiala mesophila
Lineage: Eukaryota; Fungi; Ascomycota; Eurotiomycetes; Chaetothyriales; Herpotrichiellaceae
Exons: 2
Coding region: 527-2359 (610 amino acids)
Source: RefSeq, a predicted model, not a curated record
CUUCAGGUGAGGCUCAGGCCUGGUGCCGAACCCUACUUACACCCCAACCCUGCGCUCUUUUUCUCUCCCUCUCUUCUUUUUCCCUCCCCUCUUUACCAAACCACAUCAACACCAUCCCCAGCCAAAUUCGAUAUCCCUGCCUAGAUCUCGCAUAUAUACAUUAUUCUACAUAUCGCUCGAGGAUUCCAAUUUGCUCAUGGCCCCCGCUACUUUCUAGAUUGCUCGAGAGGCUCUCGGGAAACAGAGGGCCUCUCGAUCACUUCUCAGGUAGCCGCAAGCAAAUCCUCGUGCCGAUAUCUACUCUUUCGAGCCCCCUUCCGCGUAGGAGCUCUUUUAUCUAUCCAUUGGGACUCGAAAUUGCUUAACAUCAAUCAAUUCAAGGCAACUUGUAGUCGUCUACGACCAAGGUGCUGCGACCGUCCCUCACUUGUCCCUCCAGUCCCAUCGCCUCUACCUCCAGAUUCUCUCCACCACUGAUCUUCUUUAUUCUCUCACAAAAGCACAAAAUAUACCACCUCAAGCAACAAUGUCUCGAAACCAACCUCGAUCUGGCCGGGGCAGACCACCGACUUUUGGUUCUGCGCCCAAGUUGACAAAACCUAAGGACAACCCCACACCCACACAUCGUAACAAGGGAAAGCCGAUUUCCAAGUCGGCUGCACCCAAAAUCACCCCAAAUAAGAGAAAGCGAGCCCCAAGUACGUCUUCCUCGGACGAUUUGACCUCGCUAGAGAGCUCCGACUCUGCAGAUGAUGCCUCUGACGAAGAGGAGGACGACGAAAGCGCCGAUGACCUCGAUGAUGAAGACGAACUCCCAGCUGUCAUUGCCCCGUCUCGCUCAAAGACAAAGACACAGACUGAGACGGGGCGUCAAUCCAACCGGCUGACUCGUGACAACCUCUCCGUUGCCGACAGUGCCGACAGUAUGUUUGGGGAUUUUAAUAACUACUUUGAUGAGGACGAUGACCCAAGACUCUCACCCGAGGAGAACCGAAAACGCUUUGAGCAGCAGGUCUUUGCUGACUCUGAUGAUGGUGAGAUUUACCAAGCUGUCGACGACAUUAGUGACUCGGAAGACGACUAUUCGGAUGAGCACGUCCAGGAACAAGAACUUUUGGCUCUUCUAUCGGAAGAGGACUACAGUGAGGCCGAUGAUCUCUUGAACCAUAUUGACGGACUUUCCGCAUAUGGCUUUGGGGACGACAGUGAUGCUAGCAUUCACGGGCCUCCAUCUUCGCAAAACAGUGACACUGAGAUCGGGCCAGAGCGGCGAGUUCACUUUGCCAUCGAUGCUGAGCGUAUUGCUCCAUUCAUCAUGCGCAUGUCAUCAUCUCCCACCAUCACUCGUGCUCUCCUUCCAUCUGCACUACCAGACCAAGGCAACUACCCACAUGCGAACAAAAAAUACAUGGCAGAUGAGUUGGACGAUUCUGAUCUGACUGACGACUGUCUCCCUGAGCAAGCGCACACCACUCCGAUUGGCGAAGCCCGUCAGACCAAGGACGCCUCACCCUCGGCGUCUCCCCCCAAUAAGAAGUCGUCCAAAAAGUCACCACGAAGACGUGGCCCCCCUCGAGGCAUCUUCAUCGACGACGGUGAGAAGCCAUCUGGCAUUCUUGACCCAUCUGGCAAGAUCAUUCUCAUGACCAAUCCUCAUUUGCUGGGUGAAGAAUUUGCCCGCCGCUACGGAGCUUCUCAGACCUCUAGCCCUGAUAUGGGCUUUGCUGAACUCAUGGACGACAGUGAUGCAGGCGACAAUCAGACGGGUUUGUUCAACACUCCUACUGCUGACAUUAUGUUGGCUAGUCUCAACUCGGCUCGAAACAACCACUCGAACCAGGGACAAGCCAUUGGGCCUCUCGAGGCUUUUUACCCUUCGAACAUCCUACAGUUUGGAGAUUAUGCCAUCGAUCCUGAUGACCUAGAAGGAGACUACCAACCAGACGAAGACUUGGGCGAAGAUGUCAUCAACCUCGAAGACGUCAUCCAGUUUGAUGAGGACACGGAUGAUAGUGACGUCCCAACAUCGCCCAUUCUCAACUCUACUGGCCGGCAGUUCAAUAGCUUGGGUAGUCAUGGAUUAUCGCAUCUCAACAACAGCAAUGUCACUGCCUUUCGACGCAAUGCCGAUCCAGCCUUUGCGGCAUUCAGCAAUACGCCUUCGUAUCAAGACUUGGAUUUGUUCACGUCCCCGUACGCCACUCCUGCUCCUCGUCGCAAGCGGAAACCCAUGUCCUCUCCUUACACUUCAUCUCAUUACAAAGGGGUGACUCCUGUCCAGCGCAUGCGGGACCCGGGCAAACGUCCGUCGACACCUGAUACUAGUACUCCGGCCAAGAGACGCAAGCUCAUGACCUGACGAGUUACGAUGACACGAAGAUAUGCCCAGACAUAUCGAUUAUUUCUCUCCAUCAAGGAGAAGCUGUUUAUGUAUGCAAUAUGGCCUUGUUCAUGGGGUGUUGGUGUUGGUGGGGCAUGGAUCGCAUUGGGUACAUUUAACGGUUGCCAAAUUCUUUCCAUCAGAUUUGUUCGAGUUGCAUAGGCUCACUGCACUUGAAUGUGACGACACCAAGAGCAAGCAUGAAACGGCCCAAGACAAAAAAGACUUGAAUUUCAAAAAAAGAACUUUUCACAAGGGAGGGCAUCCUCUAAUCAAAUAAGGCUAUUCGCAACACUCGCUAUCUGUUACUGUUUGAGUUGGGAGGGGACGGAGAAAUGGGUUCGUGCUGUUACUUCAUGUGUUUUCCUAUAGUCCAGACCAGGCGACACAGGCUUGAUAGACCUAGAUGACUUGGUAUGAGAUGGAUGGAAAUGAUUAUUUGUUUGAAUCAACUAUAAGA